UGGGAGUUGUGGUCGCUCGGCUUGAGGGGAGAACGGAGCCGAGUUUCUUUUCUCUCAGAGCUGGAGCCGAGCGCUGUGCUCCUUUCCGCCCUUCCAGACGGCUUCGGGACCCGUUCGCUGAAGGGGAAAAUGGCGGGCGAGGUGGACUUCGGCGACCACGAACUCUUCGAGCAGCUGGACGCCGAGGAGGUGACGCCGGCCUCGGCCCAGGAGCCGCGCCACACUCGCUUCGACGAGACGGAGGAGCUCCGCGAGAGGCUGAGGGGCUGCGAGGAGACUGUGAGGGCGCUCCAGGCCGAGAAUCAUGAUCUCCGAAGAAAGCUGAACAUACUGACCCGACCAAGCGGACUUACUGUGGAUGAUGCUAAAGUUGAUGGACCUUUGUUACAGAUUUUAUUUAUGAACAAUGGUGUAUCCAAGCAAUAUCAUCAAGAAAUAGAGGAUUUUGUAUCUAGUUUAGUUCAAAAAUAUGAGGAACAACAGAAAGCUGAAUCUGACAAGACCUACUUCAAUCUUAAACCGCAGCCUUCUAGUUUUGUGUUGGAAGAGGAUCCUAAAGUGACAAGUGCAAAUGUGUCCAAAAAAAUCAAGGAAGCAUUUAGCGUUAUAGGAAAUGUUCUCUAUUUUACCAAUUUUUGUCUUGAUAAACUGGGGCAGCCUAUAUUAAAUGAGAAUCCUCAGCUGACAGACGGAUGGGAAACACCCAAAUACCAGCAAGUUUUCACCCAGAUUCUUUCUCUAGAUGGACAAGAGAUACAAGUGAAGCCUAAAAGCAGGCCAAAACCACACUGCUUCAAUUGUGGCUCGGAAGACCACCAAAUGAAAGAUUGUCCACAGCCACGAAAUGCUGCCCGUAUAAAUGAAAAAAGAAAACAGUUUUUGGAUGCUUGUGGGGAAGCGAGCAACCAAAACUUCCAGCAGCGGUACCAUGCAGAUGAAAUUGAAGAAAGGUUUGGAAGGUUCAAACCAGGCAUAAUUAGUGAGGAACUUCAGGAUGCCCUGGGUGUCACUGACAAGACUCUUCCUCCUUUCAUCUAUCGCAUGCGGCAGCUGGGGUAUCCCCCAGGUUGGCUCAAAGAGGCAGAAAUGGAAAAAUCUGGACUAACAUUGUAUGAUGGAAAAGCAUCACCUGGAAAUGAAACAGAGGAGGAGGAAUAUUACCAACAAAAUCGAUGUGUCACUUACGACAUCACCAAGCUGAUAAAUUAUCCUGGUUUUAAUAUGUCCACUCCAAGUGGAGUAACAGAUGAAUGGAGAAUGUUUGGUUCUGUGCCCCUUCAGCCAUCUCAGCAGAAGGAUAUCUUUGCCCACUAUCUUUCUACGUAUCGUUCGGUAGGCCCAAAGUCCAGCAAUAAAAGACUUUCUUCUCAUCAGAGCUCUCAUCCUCCAAAAAGACAGAAAGGAAACAGUGCUGAAGUAUCACCAGCUGAUAUGGAGAUGGAUUCAGACUUAGAAAUUCUGCAGAAUUCUCCCAGUUAUGAUGACUUCCAGUUCCAACCUCCCUUGCCUCCUGGGUCACCGCUGAAUGCAACUCCUCCCCCGCUGCCACGAGGUACCCCUCCGUGUACUCCACCCAACUUUACUCCUCCGCAGCCUCCUAUGUGUACAUCACUUCUGCGUGAUCCUUCUCCUUUGACUACUUCCAAUGAUUCUGCUUCACUGAGAACAGAGGGCUCUGCUAUGGAUGAAGACACCUUGACGCUGGAAGAGCUUGAGGAGCAGCAGCGCCUCAUUUGGGCAGCCCUGGAGCAGGCAGAUAGUGCUAACAGUGACUCCGACAUCCCUGGAGGGACUCCUUUAACAGGGAACUCGGUGGCAUCAUCACCGUCUAGGGUUGAGUCAGAUGUUCUUUUGGAAGAAAUAACAUGCAAGAAUGUGGAAAUGUCAGAACCCAGACUUUCAGACAACAUGGGACGGAUAACCAAAGCAGAAGAGUCUGAGAAUAAGGAGACAGUCACUGAAAAAUUGAUUGAUUUAACAGAAGAGCAUGACAAUAAGCAGAUUUCAGCUGAUGAAUUGGUUGAUUUAACAGAAGAGGAAGGAUCUGAUUGUAUGGAUUCUGAAAGCACAGCUAAGAACUGGCCUUCUACUUCAGUGAGGGAAGUAAACCAUGAGAAAAGCAAUGAUGACACUACUCUUGUUCCCAGUGCUGAUGUGGCCUCUAAAAUGGCUAGCCCUAUCCCUGACAUGAGCAAGUUUGCUGCAGGGAUAACACCUUUUGAAUUUGAUAACAUGGCUGAGUCUACUGGGGUUUAUCUCCGAAUAAGAAGUGUGCUAAAAAACUCCCCCAGGAACCAGCAGAAGAAUAAGAAGCCUUCCCUUUAAUUGCCAUGCUCCUUCAGCACAGUUUUACCCAAAAGAACCCCAGCUAUAAAUUGGCUUGGUUACACUUUGUAACCACUUUGUACUUGGUUGCAUCUUUUUUUAAAAAAAAAAAAACUUAAGAACAGACAUGUAGAAAAUGGUUGCUUUGUUCUUCCUCAGAAUGUGUGGUUUUAUUUUUCAAAGUCCGGUGUACAGGGCUUCCACUUGACUUCAGGAGCAGCUGACUGCAUCGAGACAAACAUUUCCACCAAUAUAAGAACUACUUGAAUGGGUUCAUCAUCCUUUAUUAUAUCCUCUCAAAAUGUUCUCCAGAUAGAAGUUGAUUUUUCUGGAUCUGUUUUGUUUUUGUGAAUUACAGCAGCAGCAAAUGGAGGUCUUGCUGUGAACACGAACCCUGUGCUUUCCACUUUGACCUGAUCAUCCUGUAGAUAAGUUCACUGUUGGCGGAUUUUAAAAGGCUCUUGACUUUUUAAAUUGCUUUCCCUUCCCUUUAAAAAAAAGAAAAGAAAAGAGAAAAAUAUGGCAAUCAAAUGGGAAUAAUCAGGGAAUAUUUGGCAUUUGUGUCUACCUUUUUGAAAGUUUUAUAAGUAAUUUAUGUGGGUCAGUUUUUUAGUCCCACUUCUGCUUAUUUUUUUCCUUUGGUAACAUUGUCAUACAUUUGAACUUCCUGUACAUACUUCUCCAUGCUUGUGUGCAGUGGUUUAAUAAACAAGAAUUUUUGGUAA
Molecule: messenger RNA, 3050 nt
Organism: Sceloporus undulatus (fence lizard)
Lineage: Eukaryota; Metazoa; Chordata; Lepidosauria; Squamata; Phrynosomatidae
Gene: ZCCHC8
Product: zinc finger CCHC-type containing 8
Exons: 14
Coding region: 130-2325 (731 amino acids)
Cellular component (GO): catalytic step 2 spliceosome
Molecular function (GO): zinc ion binding; RNA binding
Source: RefSeq, a predicted model, not a curated record